This is a messenger RNA of Ostrinia furnacalis (Asian corn borer), 2401 nucleotides long. It is a transcript of the gene Pex13, whose product is annotated as peroxisomal biogenesis factor 13. The record is from RefSeq and is a predicted model, not a curated record. The coding region runs from base 1 to 1137 and encodes 378 amino acids. Gene Ontology annotation, molecular function: protein binding. The transcript is spliced from 5 exons. NCBI's taxonomy places the organism in Eukaryota, Metazoa, Arthropoda, Insecta, Lepidoptera, Crambidae. Gene Ontology annotation, biological process: protein import into peroxisome matrix, docking. Gene Ontology annotation, cellular component: peroxisomal importomer complex; peroxisome; peroxisomal membrane.
AUGAGUGAACCAGCGAAGGAGUUCGAAGUAAACUCUGACCCGAGUUUAUCUAACGUUGGUGUUACGCGUGAUUUAGGAAAUGCGCCGUCGUUUAUAAACCCAAUGCCAUCUACGUCUACGGCUGGUGCUGUGGGUCCCCCUGCUUUGCCCCCAAGGCCUGAUAUGGGAAUGCAGCAAAGUUAUGGGAUGAAUCAAGGAUACUCUUAUGGAGGAAUGGGAGGAUAUGGUAUGGGGACCAUGGGGGGCUACGGUGGAUACGGCAUGGGGGCAAUGGGAGGCUAUGGAGGAUACGGAGGAGGAUAUGGAAUGGGAGGAAUGGGGAUGGGCUCCCCAUAUGGUGGUUACAACAGUUUUCGACCAAUGUAUGGUGAUAUGGAAAGCAGAUUUAUCCAAAUGGCAGAAGAGAAUUCUAGGCCAGCGUUUGACUCCAUUCAAAGCUUCGUUAACGCGGUGGGCAGCGUCGCCAUGAUGCUGGAAAACACAUUCUUCGCUCUGACUAGCUCAUUUAGAGCUAUUUUAGGUGUAGCAGAAAACUUUGGUAGACUUCGAUCAUUGUUUGCACAGUUCUGGUCCACAUUUGCCGUAGUCCGUAGUCUCAAUUGGAUGGUCAGGAAGCUCCUGGUGAUCAUGGGCAUCAGGACUGAAUGUGAAUUUAAGGCAUGGGCAGAAGCAAUGGCCGCCACUCAAGCGGGCACGGCCAGCCCUGAGCAGAGGGCCAAGGGCUCCAGUUGGCCCAUCCUGAUGUUCUUCGGAGUGGUGGUCGCAGCACCCUACUUGGUGCUGAAGAUGCUCAACGGACUGUCUUCGAGCAUUAAUGAAAAAUUAAACGACCCAACAACAUGGCAGAAUCCUCUCCGAGCGGUCGCCCAACACGAUUUCGCUGCAACUUCACCGCAAGAACUAAGCUUCUCAGCCAACCAAGUGUUAACCCUUGCGCCGCAACACCUUCAGACCCAAUUAUGGAACACCGGCUGGCUUAUGGCCACAACUGACCGGCAACACGCAGGUUUAAUCCCAGUCAAUUAUAUCAAAGUUAUCAAACCGACUAAUCAAGUCGAAGGCACGCAAAACGAAACGCAAGAGAAACCGGGACCCAGUAUAGCGGAGCUGGACAAAUUGUAUGGACAAGAAUUAUAAGGUUGGUACUUGUAAUUGCUGGUUUUGAUAGAAUUUUUAGAAGUUUUGAGUGGAAGCGAAAAUAUAUGGGAAGAGGAAAUUAUUUACAAACGAAACUUAAUGUAACGUACGAUAGCACAUCAAGCUAUAAUGUGGCAUCUUAUUCUUAGUUGUAAUAAGGGCGAUUUUGAAAAAAAUUGUCUGAUGUGCUGUUCACUGUACUUAAUUGAGUUAAUCUUCAGAAAUACAGUCAUACUUCUUACAAAUGUUAGUUUUGUACCUAAAUUGACCAUUUGAGUAUCAAACUUUAUUAUACGCGUAGAAAAAUGCAGAUAAGUGACUUAGGUUUUUAGUAAAAAAAACUACUUUUUACUACUCAUAAUAUUACAAGACUAAUAUACACAUAUUUUCGUUUUCACUCUAAGGAAUAGAAAUGAAUUACGCAUUACUUUAUAGGCAAAAUAUAUUCUGUCUCGAAAUACGGUGAUGGAAAAGCAAUAUUGUAUAUAAUUUAGUAUCUAAUUAAAUUACCAUAUACAAAAUGACUCUGUUAGAAUAUUUGAAAUUGGUGCCACAGCUAUUAUAGUAUGCUAUUUAAAUUAUACACAUGUUAAGUACUUAGAACAAAUCAGCUUGAAAAUAGAUCACAAAUAAUAAUUGUAGAUAAAAUAUAAGUUUCUUUGGAUAAGUUACACCUCACACAAUCAAAAAAAUGCACUUUUUCAAAAUGCGUUUAAUAUUACAACCCGGUUCAGUUAACUGCGUACCUGGCAGCCGUGACGUCACAUCGACGCUCUAUCCAGCGAGAUGCGCAGUUAGCUCUAUCGGGUUUUAAAUAUUUGCAUGCAAACUUUACAACAUUCAUUUUUAAAAUAAUUAUACAUUUUGUAACGUUCAACACCAGUGGCGUACUGUCUGUCUACUAUGGUACACUAUGAAAAAAUCUGUGCCAUAAGUGGUACAUUAAACAGUUAAAGUGUUAAAUAGAUACAUACUGAUAUUUCCUGCCAUUAUCAAUUGGCUUUAAAAUAGUUAAAUCUAGUCUCUAACAUUACCAAUUUUGUAGAACUUUUUCUGACCGAAAAAUACCACUUGUAAAAGCUAGGAGCAGUGUUGGGUUAGCUUUAAAACAAAUUGACGGUGUGAAGCAAUUAUAUGUCUUAUUAGUAUGGGAAUAGGGACUAACACUUGAACCGCUAUGCAUUUAUUCUUUAUUUUAUAAUAAUGUCUCGUAAUUCUACGCUAGUUGCUUGAGCAGUAGAACAAUGUAAAAUAGAUAUUCUAU